This is a messenger RNA of Kickxella alabastrina, 1560 nucleotides long. RefSeq lists its product as uncharacterized. The transcript has a single exon. NCBI's taxonomy places the organism in Eukaryota, Fungi, Kickxellomycota, Kickxellomycetes, Kickxellales, Kickxellaceae. The record is from RefSeq and is a predicted model, not a curated record. The coding region runs from base 265 to 1374 and encodes 369 amino acids.
UUUCCAUCCUCUUUUUUUUUCUUUCUUUCUUUGUGACCCCCAACACUUUCUUUUUGCGACUCGGCCCAAUAAAACACCGAUAUGCGAGUCAGAUGACACACGGCUUUUUUUAUUCAAGCGCUAUUAGUGCCAUGGCGCUUGCAAGCAUACAAAAACAAAAACAAAAAUGGUUUAUUCCUCACUCACAAGCCUGCGUUUGUUUGUUUGGGUUUGGAAUCUCGGACAUUUAAACCUAAUGAUUCUUAUUUUCCGACUUUAUACGAAAUGGUUAGCACAGCUCUGCUCGAAGCAGCUGGCAUCGACGUGACGAGCGGCGAUGAAGAAGUCGCGACGAUAAUUGCGCGGACAGAACACUUUCAGCGAAGCGAGGAGCUGCGGCUGGCUGAGGCCACAGUCCUUCAGCGCAUCGGGUUGCUCGCGCGGACGCACAAAAAGGCAACGGAUGACGAGCCAGAGGCAGUGCGCACGUGGACCCGGUCGCGGGCACUUGCAGUGACCCACGGUCUAAUGGUCCUGGUGCGAUACCCUGUGCACACGGCAACGAUGUACCGGCAGUUCUCUGGACAGGCGAGCAGCGCGCCGGGGCGGAGCCUUUGGCGCGGCGGCAUCCUGGGGUACACCUACGAGUGGCUGGAUGGGUCGAAUCUAGGCGCAAUCGGCUUUUUCGUGCGCUCCUUCCUGCCGGCCAACGCCGAGGCGUCGUCGUUUCUUGAAAUGAUGGCCAGCAUAGCGCUGCACUAUGGGGUCUUUGGCCUGAUGUACGGCGUCUUCCGCCAAGCCGUUGCCGUGCGCAUCCUGGCUGCACAGGGCCUGCCAGUACCUGGGCUGGUUGAUUUGGCAAGGCCGGCGCUGUGGUGGGUGCGCGAUCGUAUUUUGCUCAGGGCGCCGCGCGGCAGCGUAUUCUGCGUGUACGUGCGCGAUGUUUUGGGAAGUUCCAUCCAAGCGUCGCUGGGCAUGGCAGCGACACGGCUCCUGACGUCCAAGGCGGCCAUCCGCGCGUACGCAGCGAUUGGCCGCAGCCGUAACAAGCCCCCUCGCAUCGUGUUUGAGCACGAGCCCGAAGUGCCAUCGGCGGUGGUAGCCACAAGGGGCGAGCUUUUGAUUUACACUCAGACAGUGGGCUCCCUGCUGGCCUCGGUGGCAACCCAUCUGCUGAUGUACCCGGUUGAUACUCUGAUGAUGCGCCUUGUGGCCGAUGAGGCUGGACUAACGUCCUUUGGGUAUGCCGGGUUCUUUGAUUGCUUGCGAAGGAGGGGCUCCUUGGCCUCGCUGUACGAGGGCUUUACACAGUUGGCUGUGGCAGAGCUGUCAUUGGCUUGGCUGGCCGCUGAGGUCGCUCACUAUUUGUGCAAGACCGCGUGGAUCAAGCUUUAAUUAAAUCGAAAAACGCGUACUUUUCGAGAACAAGAAUGUAUGCGCUCUUUUUUAAUUGGAUCAAACGCGCUUACGCGUGUGAAAGCGCGUUUUUGUGCGUGCUUUUUUUGAGCAACCAAAAAAGUAUUGUUCUCCAAUAUUGUUUUCUUGCCAGUCUCCUUUUCUUUCUACCUUCUCGUUCACAAU